Epinephelus moara (kelp grouper) is the source of this 1977-nucleotide messenger RNA. It is a transcript of the gene hoga1, whose product is annotated as 4-hydroxy-2-oxoglutarate aldolase 1. NCBI's taxonomy places the organism in Eukaryota, Metazoa, Chordata, Actinopteri, Perciformes, Serranidae. Gene Ontology annotation, molecular function: 4-hydroxy-tetrahydrodipicolinate synthase activity; N-acetylneuraminate lyase activity. The coding region runs from base 350 to 1336 and encodes 328 amino acids. Gene Ontology annotation, biological process: N-acetylneuraminate catabolic process. The record is from RefSeq and is a predicted model, not a curated record. The transcript is spliced from 7 exons.
ACUUUUACUAACGUGGCGAGGGAAUAGUCGUUGUUUCUAAUCGCCUGAUAUAUCUCAAAUAGGUGAUAGCUGCUAUGCAGGUAAUCGUGUAACAUCAGCAGGCAAAGGCGCCUCGUAACAAACUGUCUCUUACGCACCAGAGCAAAACGUUGCAGAUUAAAACCUGCUUCUGCAUGAUCCGAGUCGUUUCAAGUGAAGCGUUGAGAGAGUCUCAAAGUUGCCCAGAAAUCACAAUUUCUGGUCAAUAUUUACAAAAGCGGGUUAGUGAUUAACUGUCCGCGGUUGCAGCAGCUGCACACAGUCCCAGCACACAGACCGCGAGCAGCUCGGCUCUUCUGUCCGCUUCACAAUGCUGUGCGCCCGCGUAUGGAGAUCUGUGAGUCCCCUCUGCAGAGGAGGUCACCUGUCAGUAUGGAAACGACCCCAGAGCCACGCAGCAGCUGUCAGGCUGGACCUCGGGGGGAUUUAUCCACCCAUUGCCACUCCGUUUACCGCCAAGGAGGACGUGGACUACAAGAAAUUGGAGGAAAACCUGCAGAAAUAUAACAAGAUACCAUUCAGAGGUCUGGUGGUUCAGGGCUCCAAUGGAGAAUAUCCGUACCUGACAGAGGAGGAGCGGGUGGAGGUGGUGAGGAUGGUCAGGCGAUCACUGCCGACAGACAAACUGCUGAUGGCUGGAUCAGGCUGUGAAUCCACAAGAGCCACAGUCCAGCUCACAGAGAAGAUGGCAGCAGCUGGAGCUGAUGUCGUCCUUGUGGUAACGCCCUGCUUCUAUAAGGGCAAGAUGGACAGCCGCGCUCUGAUCCAGCACUUCACAAAGGUGGCAGACAGCAGCCCAGUGCCAGUGGUUCUGUACAGUGUGCCAGCCAACACAGGACUGGAGCUGCCGCUGGAUGCUGUCGUGCAGCUGUCUCAGCACCCAAACAUCCUGGGCCUUAAAGACAGCGGAGGAGACAUCUCACGGAUUGGCCUGAUUGUUCACAAAACCAAAACGCAGGAUUUCCAGGUGUUGGCGGGCUCAGCAGGGUUUCUCAUGGCCGCCUAUUGUGUUGGUGCGGUUGGCGGAGUGUGUGCGCUGGCUAAUGUGCUGGGCCGGGAGCUGUGUGAGUUGGAGCGUCUCUGUGUGUCCGGUCGCUGGGAGGAAGCCAGAGUCCUGCAGCAGCGUCUCAUCGAGCCCAACGCUGCCGUGACCAGGAAGUUGGGUGUUCCCGCCCUCAAGCAGGCGAUGGAGUGGUUUGGUUUCCACGGCGGCGCCUGUCGAUCACCUCUUCAGCCGCUCACAGAGGCCGAGGCUCAGCAGCUGAGGCGGGACUUCUCCUCAGACGGCUGGCUGUGAGGUGACAUGGGCAGGGUGCGUGUGUGUGUCUGCGUCUGUGUGUCUUCACUUAAACUGGAAACCUUUUAGCUGUUCAGUCGUCAGACCUGUCAGUGUGAUGUGGCACAGAGGGGGAACGCAACAAGAAAAGAAAUCUGUUGCCACCUCACAUAAAAAUACCAAAAACCAAAUCAAACAGGAUCAUAUAGAGUUCAUUAUACACUGUAGGUCUGUUUCAAAAUCACUUACAUCCACAGUUUUGUGUCACAAAAAAAGCCUGAAUCAAAAAUGUUUACAAAUUACUACAACUUCAGAGUUCUUUCUCAGGGAACAACUGUAAUUUAGAUCCUUGUUUUACUACUAAAUAAAUAAAUAAAACCUUCAACAGACGGGAUGAUGAAUCGAUCAGUGUGUGUCACUACACAUCCAUGUGGGUCAUAUCAAGGUCACACUUUGUACCCAACUGUUUAAAACUAAGAAAUAUUAUUUUUAAAUGACCUUUUAAAUAAUUGUGUUUACACUGAAAGAAAUCAGUCAUACCAUCAAGUUGCUUCACUGCUGCACCUCAUUGGCACAGAUAUAAAAAUUCAGUAAACGGAAAAGUUAACAAAAUGUUGUUUCUGUACUUGUUUCAACAAUAAAAUUGCAUUUCACUUAAAUAA